AUGUGCCUGAUAUUACUUACAUUGUACAGUAAUUUAGGAUCUGUUUUUUUUAUAGAUGCAACAAUAAGUAAUUCUGCAGAAGAUACUUUAGAUCCAGUAACUGAUUGCGAUUCUCGUAAAAAAAAAUCUUUUCAUAAUCAAAAAAAAACAACAGCACCAGUUGUAUCAGUUGAACAUCUUAACAAUUCACUUGAUAAACAUAUGAUUCAUUCUUCGUUGGUGGAUCCGAUUCCAGAUGAUGAUCAAGGUGAUGUUUCUGACGAGUAUGAAGAAUUAACAUUAUCUUCCCGACCAUUUCCAUUAACACCAGCUACCAAACGAGCUUAUAAAGGAACAUCAUCUGUAAGUGUUUAUAGUUAUUUGGAAGUUAAUUACAUGUACUAA
Messenger RNA from Rotaria sp. Silwood1, 384 nucleotides. The record is from the annotation of a GenBank genome assembly. NCBI's taxonomy places the organism in Eukaryota, Metazoa, Rotifera, Eurotatoria, Philodinida, Philodinidae.